Messenger RNA from Entamoeba invadens IP1, 579 nucleotides. RefSeq lists its product as hypothetical. Bases 1 to 579 code for a protein of 192 amino acids. The record is from RefSeq and is a predicted model, not a curated record. The transcript has a single exon. Lineage: Eukaryota; Evosea; Mastigamoebida; Endamoebidae.
AUGUUUGAGAAUCUGCCUUCACUUCAAGAAUUUUACAGUGAAAGAGAACAAUACCAAAAGCCUUUUGGACCUCGCAACAUUAUGGGUGAGUGUAAUGUCAACUGCAAAUUGUUUGUUGCGUGUAUGUUCUUUACUCAAAUAGUGCUCAGUAAGGUGAAGAUAAUUAACGAUUGUCUACAGACCGCCAAUUUACUAUACCCGGUGGCCUAUCAACGUGUUGAAGAUUUAAUUUCGAAUAUCUUCGAGCUCAGACACAAUGUGGUGUUAACCGAUUAUUUAGAAAAAAUGAAAUACACUGAAGAUCUUGACGACAACGAAAAAUUCAUUUUGAAAAAGUAUUCAAUUCGCCUGCUCGUUAAGUUGAGUGAAGCAAUGAUUUUGAGGUUUGAAAUUCCUUCAAGAAAAAUGACCAAAGAAGACCUCUUCGAUGCUGGAUUGUUGAAGGAAAACCAGGUCAAAGGAACGAAUAUGGCAAAUUUCGGGAAAUUACAAAGAAAACUCAAAGGAAAAGAACUGGUAGUAAACAUCAAAAUUUACAACAACUUUGAUGCAAAAUCAUUCGAGGAAAGUGAUGACUAA